AUGAGACCGUUGUCGAUGUUCGGCGGUGCGCUGGCAGAGGAACCUGCUGUAAGCCCAUCGUCUGCACAAUUACCAGCGGACACGACCGGCAUUGGGGAGUCGGGCUCGGAUGAAGAAUCCGGCUCCCCUCGCAGCAAGCGCAUGACGAUGUCCGGUCACAUAGAUCAAAGUCUCGGCACGGUUGAGGAAGGAAUGGAGACGGAAAACGACGGAGGCCUGACGGAGCAAGACCUAAUCAGGUUUUCUGGAGUUCCACUUGCACCGACUAAGAAGGGAAGAAAUAAGGAGAAUGAUUUGAUGAGGUUCUCGAUUCCGGUUAUGGGCGCGGAGACCAAUACAGCGAGCUCUUCGCGGAAUCCAUUGGCACGUCUAUCUGGAAUGAUACUGCGUAGCCAUCGAGUUUCUCAUAAACCUCCACCACAACUUGACCAACCACCAGCCGCGUCCGGAGAGACUGUCCUGCCCCAACGUCUGCAACUCAACUACAACACGGACUUAUGCAUCGGAGAACCACUUCCCAGUAACAACCAUGAAAAGCGCAUCUACGCCGGGACGCUGGCUAAGGAUCAAGGGUUCAUGCCACGUCGGAUCGCAGUCAAGCACGUAUGGCGCAAUGCGGCCGAAAGCGACAGCGAAGCUGAGGCGGCAUUUGUGCGCGAAGUCACAAUCAUGACCGCCCUUGCCAAAAGCGAGAACGUCGUGAGGAUCGUCGGUUAUUGCACCGUGCCGAGGGUUAUCGUUUCGGAUCUGUACGAGGGAGAUCUGGAGUUCAUCCUGGGCAACCGCCGGUUUGAGUUUCCCGAGUCCCGUGCGCUCGGGAUCCUGAUGGAUGUCGCUAAAGCGCUGAUAGCGACGCACAAGCUAGGCUUCGCGCACGGCCGCAUCCGACCCCGCGCCGUCCUUCUCGAACGCGUCAAAAACACAUCGCGAGUAUCCGUCCGCGCCUCGCUGCUCAAUUUCAGCGGCGCGCCCGCCCAACCCCGCUCGUUCUGGCGCGCUCGUCUCGGGGAUUUCAGCGCCUCACGGCCUGACGGUGCUCGCGAAAACAAGGCCCGCCUAUCCCCUCGUUAUGCAUCACCGGAGUGCAUACAAAGUGAGCAGCAAGUCACCGUGGCUGGGGACGUUUACUCGUUCGGCGUGCUGAUCUGGCAAUGCCUCACACGCAAAACUCCGUGGGAGGGGCAGGAAGAUGGAUAUGUGGUUUGGAAGAUCUGUGAAGGGGAGAGGCUGCAGAUAUCGAGUAUUCCAGUGGAAAAUUCCGCCGUGCGGAGUCAGCUGGUGGAUAUGACCGUGAGAUGCUGUGCGGAAGAACACUUUGUGCGGCCCACCAUGGCUCAGGUUCUUGAUGAGUUGACGAGGUUAAAGGAUUCCAUUCCAGAGACGUGA
Molecule: messenger RNA, 1386 nt
Organism: Fimicolochytrium jonesii
Lineage: Eukaryota; Fungi; Chytridiomycota; Chytridiomycetes; Spizellomycetales; Powellomycetaceae
Product: kinase-like domain-containing protein
Exons: 3
Coding region: 1-1386 (461 amino acids)
Biological process (GO): protein phosphorylation
Molecular function (GO): ATP binding; protein kinase activity
Source: RefSeq, a predicted model, not a curated record